Messenger RNA from Habropoda laboriosa, 1419 nucleotides. RefSeq names its product lysophospholipid acyltransferase 5 (gene nes). Gene Ontology annotation, molecular function: lysophospholipid acyltransferase activity; 1-acylglycerophosphocholine O-acyltransferase activity. Gene Ontology annotation, cellular component: membrane. The record is from RefSeq and is a predicted model, not a curated record. The annotation marks the transcript as partial. Gene Ontology annotation, biological process: lipid modification; phosphatidylcholine biosynthetic process. Lineage: Eukaryota; Metazoa; Arthropoda; Insecta; Hymenoptera; Apidae. The transcript is spliced from 8 exons.
AAAUCAACAAUGUCGAUCAGUAAUUUGUUUGUAAAUACAUCUGAUGCUGGAAUUCGUCUUGUUACCUCCAUUUUGCUUGGAUUACCCAUCGCCCUUGUGCACAGGUACUUUUUAUAUGGAAAAUGUCCAACUCGUCAACAUGUAUUUUUUACAACCUGUGGCAUGUUGCUCUGCUUAUGGAAUUAUGGACUGAAUACAUUUCAUUCAGCAGUAUCAGUAUGCAUCACUUAUUGCAUCUUAAAACUUUUUGGAGGUUCAUCCUUGUCUGUGUUUCUUACUUUCACCUUCAACAUGGUUUAUCUUUUAUGCGGCUAUUAUGCAACAGGUACAGAUAAUUAUGAUAUAAAAUGGACUAUGCCACAAUGCGUACUAACACUACGAUUAAUCGGUCUAGCGUUCAAUUUGAUGGACGGCAGAAAAUCCAAAGAAAACUUAUCUGUAUCACAGGAGAAAUUGGCUUUGAAAGAACAACCAACGCUUUUACAAAUUGCAGCAUUUACAUAUUUUCCAGGAGCAUUUUUGGUUGGGCCACAAUUUAGCAUGAAAAGAUACUUAAACUUUGUGCAAGGUCGACAUAUAACAGACAACGUAGAUGCUAAUUCUGGGAAUGUUACAAUUGAAUAUCCUGAUUGUCUUGUUCCUGGCAUACUUCGAAUAUGUGUCGGAUUUAUAUAUACCAUACUCUACCUAUUAGGGACUCAAUAUAUCCCUGAUGAGUAUCUGUUCAGUCCAGAAUUUGGAAAGCAGGCUUUCUUGAAACGUCUUAUUUUGAUUGGCUUUUGGGGCCAUUUUAGUCUUUAUAAAUACAUUGUUUGCUGGUUAUUUGCUGAAGGGGUUUGUACAACUUUUGGUCUCACUUACAAUGGAAAAGAUGAAAAAGGUCACUCUCUUUGGAAUGGUUGUGAAAAUGUUAAAUUGUUAACAUUUGAAACUUCAACUCACUUUAAUGAUUAUAUUAAAUCAUUUAAUAUAAACACCAAUAACUGGUGUGCAGAAUACAUUUACAAAAGGUUGAAAUUUUUGGGAUCAAAAUUAUAUAGUCAAUUUUUAACUCUACUUUUCCUUGCAAUAUGGCAUGGAUUGCAUUCGGGAUAUUAUGUUUGCUUCUUUCUGGAGUACAUUAUCAUGUAUGCUGAAACAGAUUUAACUCAAAUAUUGAAGGGACACGAGAAAUUACAGAGUCUCUUAAAAAGUUAUUCUGUACUUCGGAUUCUUUCCUGGAUUUUAAGGAUGAUCUUCACGUUUGUCUUCAUGGGUUACAGUUUGAUUUGUUUCGCCUUUUUAACAUAUCCUCGUUAUCAUCAGGUUUAUUCUUCCGUUUACUAUUGCGGCCAUGUAAUUUAUUUAUCUUAUCCUAUCAUUUCCAUAUUGCUUAAAAAAUUUUUACUUAAAAAACGUUUUAAAAAACUUGAAUAACAA